Molecule: messenger RNA, 1286 nt
Organism: Coregonus clupeaformis (lake whitefish)
Lineage: Eukaryota; Metazoa; Chordata; Actinopteri; Salmoniformes; Salmonidae
Product: AP-3 complex subunit beta-2-like
Biological process (GO): vesicle-mediated transport; anterograde synaptic vesicle transport; intracellular protein transport
Cellular component (GO): membrane coat
Molecular function (GO): clathrin binding
Source: RefSeq, a predicted model, not a curated record
GUGGAGACCAGGAGGAGCGGGCCCACCUGGAGGAAGGGGGAGGCAGUUUAUCCAGCCUUGUGACCCAGCCUUUGCGAUGAUCGCCAGAGGGAAGAAUGCCUCAGACCUCUUCCCAGCCGUGGUGAAGAAUGUGGCCUGCAAGAACAUCGAGGUGAAGAAGCUGGUCUAUGUGUACCUGGUGCGCUAUGCUGAGGAGCAGCAGGAUCUGGCUCUGCUGUCCAUCUCAACCUUUCAGAGAGGCCUGAAGGACCCUAACCAGUUGAUCCGGGCCAGUGCUCUGCGUGUGCUCUCCAGCAUCAGAGUCACCAUCAUCGUUCCCAUCAUGAUGCUGGCCAUCAAAGAGGCUGCCUCCGACAUGUCCCCCUAUGUGAGGAAGACGGCCGCUCACGCCAUCCCCAAACUCUACAGCUUGGACCCAGAGCAGAAGGACUGUCUGAUUGAGGUCAUUGAGAAGCUCCUGGCUGAUAAAACCACGCUAGUGGCAGGUAGUGUUGUCAUGGCCUUUGAGGAGGUGUGUCCUGAGCGCAUAGACCUGAUCCAUAAGAACUACCGUAAGCUGUGUAACCUGCUGAUCGACGUGGAGGAGUGGGGUCAGGUGGUCAUCAUCAACAUGCUCACGCGCUACGCCCGGACGCAGUUCCUCAACCCCAACAUGAACGAAUCCCUGUUGGAGGAGGGUGGUGGAGAGAACGCCUUCUAUGGCUCUGAUAAUGAUGAUGACACCGAAGAUGAGGAAGACGAGGAGAAGGAGAAGAAGAAGACUGAGGCGACUGCCAUUGUCAAGAGGAAGCCUUACGUCAUGGACCCAGACCACCGGCUACUGCUGAGGAAUACCAAGCCCCUACUGCAGAGCCGAAACGCAGCAGUGGUGAUGGCUGUGGCUCAGCUAUAUUUCCACCUGGCACCCAAAGCGGAGGUAGGCGUCAUUGCCAAGGCUCUGGUGCGCCUCAUGAGGAGUCACAGUGAAGUGCAAUAUGUCGUCCUUCAGAAUGUGGCAACGAUGUCCAUCAAGAGAAGGGGGAUGUUUGAGCCCUAUCUGAAUAGUUUCUACAUCCGCUCCACAGACCCAACCCAGAUUAAAGUCCUCAAGCUGGAGGUUUUGACCAAUUUGGCCAACGAGACAAACAUAUCCACCAUCCUGAGAGAGUUUCAGACGUACAUUAAAAGCAAUGAUAAAGAUUUUGUGGCUGCUACCAUCCAGGCCAUCGGCCGCUGUGCCACCAACAUUGGGGAGGUGAGGGACACCUGCCUCAACGGCCUGGUGCAGCUGCUCUCCAACCGCGAUG